Octopus sinensis (East Asian common octopus) is the source of this 3233-nucleotide messenger RNA. RefSeq lists its product as uncharacterized. Gene Ontology annotation, molecular function: chitin binding. Lineage: Eukaryota; Metazoa; Mollusca; Cephalopoda; Octopoda; Octopodidae. Bases 34 to 3138 code for a protein of 1034 amino acids. Gene Ontology annotation, cellular component: extracellular region. The transcript has 3 exons. The record is from RefSeq and is a predicted model, not a curated record.
GUAAGCUUUUUCGAACACAAAUAUUUUUUGACAAUGAAGUUUCCUAUUGGUGUUUACUUUCUACUGAUUCCAUUUUGUUCGGGACAGUUUCCCGAAAGAAUAAGGACCAAAGGAGCUAUGGGCAAUAAAGUUGUCAGUGACAUUGUUGAGAAACUGGCUACCAAAGGAAUUUUUUCGAAUAAGCACCUUCUACGAAAACUAGCUGCCAUUCAAAGUAAGGAUGGUGUUCCAUUUAAGCCUCAUAGUGGUGGCCUGUGGCGGAUUGAUAUAGAUCAACUGUCGUCCGUAAAAACUUCCUGCCAGCAAAAUUUGCGUGACUUGUGUAAGCUGUUUAAAAAAGAAUUCAAUAUAGAUGUGGGUUCGAUUAAUAUCCCUGACCUAGACAAACCAUUGUAUUCCGGAUCGAUAAUGUCUCUUUACCUUUCAUCACUCAACGAAUCAAUUCCGGAGAAAUCAUUUCAAGACGAAGACUUCUGGCGAAAACUCAUUUCCAAAUCCAUUUUGCGAAACAACGAAGAAGAACUAACCCCGGAAGUCUAUACUAAAGACAAUCUUUUGUAUAAGCAGUAUUUGAAAACUAUUUGUCGUGAGAGAACAGACGGUGUCCAUGCAAAAACCUUACCCCAUCCUGAUCCGAGAAAGUAUAUCCAAUGCUUAAAGUCAUCAGACUACUACGUGAAACGCUGUCCGAUUGGUACAUUCUGGUUGCAAAAAAGAUUGACUUGUGUUCAUCGAGAGGACGAUACAGACACCACUCAACAGGAUACAAAUCUGCUACCGAAGAAAACUCGCCCCGCUAUGAAAAUGCCAGCUUUAAAGACUUUUGCCAAUCCUUGUACGAAGGAAACGUUUGAUAAUGGAAGAUUAUACUUUCCGCAUUCUGACCCUACCAAAUAUAUUCAGUGUGUAGAUAUUGGUUCAUAUAUAGUGAAAGAUUGUAUCCCAGGAAACAGUUGGUUUCAGAACGAAACGAUGUGCUUAAAUACAUCAGAACAUCUACGUCAGAAAUAUAGAAGUUUGAUUUUCAAGACAACUUUGCACGACAACCUCGGAAAAACUACCCUAAACCCUUUGGUCAACAUAUUUAAGCAUCUUUGUACCAAAGCUGCUAUAGCAGCCAAACGUCUUUAUUAUUCUCAUCCCAACCCAAAGAAAUUUGUCGAGUGCACAGGUGUGGGUUUAUAUGUUAUUAGAAGUUGCGCCUCUGGUAAAUUUUGGUCAAAGAAAGGUGAUACGUGUAUACAUAAUUAUUAUCCAUCUACUCAAUACUUGCCAACUAGAAGGCAUCUGACAAACAUCUAUGGUUCUACAAUAUAUUCAUCAAAUAAGCAGGGCAAUCCGUUCAAUAGGCCGGCUACAUUACCCAUGACGACUAUGAAAGAAAAAUUGCAUUACACAACAUCCUUGUCAGGCAAAUCAAAAAUACCGAUGCAUUACACAACUGCAAGGUCUUUACCAAAAAGGACACAGAAAUCAAGGCACCAGCCUCCUAACAAACCAAGAUAUACAACCUCAAAAAUGUUUACUGACAUUCCUACAGCAACAGCGAAAGCAAUCCCUACUUAUUACUCAAGACCCGCAAAUAAACCCAGCACGAAAGCAAUGAAACACUAUACUGAGAGAAUGGUAAUGACAAGAAAAUCGAAGUUUGAUAGAUAUUUCAAGAAAUUUGACAGUAGCCUCUGUACAAAAGAAAAUAUUGCUGCUGGCUUGAAAUAUUUUGCGCAUCGAUAUCCGACUAUGUAUUUUGAAUGCAUAGCCCCAGGAAAAUUUGUAAGGCGAGAUUGUCCAAGAUUAUUCUUUUGGUCUCAACCUGAUAAGAAGUGCAUACCGCCAAGAAUAACGCUACCUCGAAUAAAACCGACCACUACCACCCCCAUCCCCACCACCACCACCACCACCACCACCACUACAGCUACAACAACAUCAAUAACAACACCAGCAUUCACAACUUCCCAAAGGAAUCAUAGAACAUCUAAAAUUACCUUACCUCCCCGUUUCAAAAACCCUUGUACGAAAAAAGCAAUAGCCGCUAAUAAGUUUCUUUUCCGUCACCCUAAUCCACGAAUGUUUAUCCUAUGCACAUCAAGGGGAAAUUAUUAUAUAAAACAAUGUGGCAAGGAUGCUGUAUGGUUUCAACCUAAUCGUACGUGUCUUUAUAUGUCCAAAGAUCGAUCUACUAAACCUACAAAAACAACUACUUUUAAAAUUUCCCCAAAGCAUGGUACAGUGAAACGAGCUUCUUCAAACACAUUUGAAACUUAUUGCACUAAAGAGAAUUUAGAAUCACGUCGUCAAUACUUUCCGCAUCCUGAACCCAAUAAAUUCAUACUGUGUACGAACCCAGGGACUUACAUUGUAAAAGAAUGUCAUUACCAAGCUUUAUGGUCACAGGCAAACCUCACAUGCAUAAGUGAAGAACAGAUGAGCACACCUAAAACGACGACAGUCAAAUCUACUGUCUCAACCACAGUCAAAACCCCAACUUUACAAGUUUACAAUCCUUCCCUGCUCAAUAAGAUUAAAAACCCUUGUACAAGAGAAAAAAUUGCUGCCAAUGUAAUGUUUUUUGCCCACCCAGAUCCUCAAUAUUAUGUUCAAUGUACGACCCAUGGAACAUAUUUUGUUAAAUCGUGUGACAAUGGUACACUAUGGUCACAAGCAAAUCAAACAUGCAUACAUAGAUAUUCACAUCACACGAUAAUUCAACAAGAGUAUGGUGGUAUGAACACUGGUAGGAGUUUAUGUACAGCAGAAGCAUUGGAAGCAGGUGCAGGCUACUUUGCACAUUCGGACCCAAGAAAAUUUAUUCAGUGCACUGUACCGGGUUCGUACGUACUAAGAAACUGCUCUCCUGGAACUGUGUGGAACCAACAUGAGAUGGACUGCGUAUUCGGUGCUUCAAUACAUCAUGUAUUAACAAGUCAACUUCCGGAUACAACAAGUAAGGAUGAUAAUGAAGAAGUAGAAUGGGGGCACUCACCUCAUUCUAAUCCAUGCACGAGGGAGUUAUUUAAAGCUCGUUUCGCUCAUCCUGAUAAAACCAAAUAUAUUCAAUGUUCCAACUGGUAUAAUUUUGUUACAUUGAAAUGCAAUCCAGGAAAAGUUUGGUCACAACAGCUCUAUAAUUGUAUCUAAAACCCUAUUUUCAAAAAUAAUUCCUAAAAUUAUUUAAUCGUAGAAGAAAACGUUGUUAAUAAUUUAAAGUUUAAGCUUUGUAGCCAUCUAAGAAA